AUGUCAGGCGCGGAGGCUGACUGCCAGUCCCUUGCAGACAGCAGCAACGCAGAAGCAGCUGCAGCUGCUGCUGCAGGCGGCCAGUACAGGGGCCCCUUAUCAACGCAGCAACUGCUGCAUCACAGCAGCACGCCCGCCGCGGCUCCUGCUCUGUACGCCACAGCGGCCUAUGCGGGGACUUCUCUGCCUUAUAUGCUUGAAGCAACGCAGCAGCAUCAGCAACACCAGCAGCAGCAGCAGCAGCAAACCAAGCCAGUCCAUAUGGCCGCUGCAACGGCACCUGUCUUUCCUUCCGAUGCAGCAGCAGCAGCAGCAGCUUCAGGGUCUGCUGAUGAGAACUCCCUCGCCUUCUUUGCCCCCGUAUAUUACACAGGCCUUACAGGAGACCGGGGCCUAGUGAGUCUGGAUGCAGACAGCCACAGCAUGGGCGCUGGGGGAGCUGCUGCUGCUGCUGCUGCAGAAGCCGAAUGCCGGCAAACGCCCUACCCCAACCAGCAACAGCAGCAAAUGCUCCUGCUGCAGCAACAACAGCGGCAGCUGCGCCACCACGCAGCGCGCGCAUCAUCGGCUGAAGAGGGGUCUCAGGCAGCUGCACCGGGUGCUUCCUACGUAGGUGCUGCUGUUGCCGGCCCGCAACAGCAACAGCAGCAGCAGCGGCAGCUGCACCCCACAGUCUCCCGCAGGGAGAAUUCGUUCGAUGGAGGGGCGCGGGCGGCGCCGGGAGAUAGCGGCGUUCCCUCUGGAGGCAUUUCAGUAAUAUCCGAAGAUGACGAACUCUACCCAGAAGACUCGGCGAGCUGCAUGGUCGUGACCGCUGCCCAACGGCGAGAAACAGCAGCAGCAACAGCAGCGACAGCUGCCGCAGCUGCAGGCAACGCCGCACCCAGAGGCUGCAGACACAAGGCGGGAGUCACCAGGCAGCUGUCUGCUGCUCAGGGCUUCAGCAGGGGCAGGGCCUCUCAGCCCACUCAAUUUCCAGGAGAGGUGCUACAGAGGAGACAAGCCCAAACAUGA
Eimeria mitis is the source of this 1014-nucleotide messenger RNA. Its product is annotated as sushi domain-containing protein / SCR repeat-containing protein, putative. The record is from RefSeq and is a predicted model, not a curated record. NCBI's taxonomy places the organism in Eukaryota, Apicomplexa, Conoidasida, Eucoccidiorida, Eimeriidae. The coding region runs from base 1 to 1014 and encodes 337 amino acids. The transcript has a single exon.